Anastrepha obliqua is the source of this 1124-nucleotide messenger RNA. Its product is annotated as hydroxymethylglutaryl-CoA lyase, mitochondrial. The transcript is spliced from 3 exons. Gene Ontology annotation, biological process: ketone body biosynthetic process; L-leucine catabolic process. Gene Ontology annotation, molecular function: hydroxymethylglutaryl-CoA lyase activity. Bases 54 to 1037 code for a protein of 327 amino acids. Lineage: Eukaryota; Metazoa; Arthropoda; Insecta; Diptera; Tephritidae. The record is from RefSeq and is a predicted model, not a curated record.
UGUACGUAUAUACUUAGUUGUGUGGGCAGAAGUUGUUAUUGUGCCUUAGGAAGAUGUUCACUUCAAAAGCAUUAUUAUGUUCAAGUAGAAUUAUAGCGAUUCGUUUAUUUGCAACAAAUAUCGGCACCCCUUCAGCAGUGCGCAUCGUUGAAGUUGGACCACGUGAUGGCCUUCAGAAUGAGCCCAAGAUACUGCCUGCUGCAAUUAAAAUUUCACUGAUCGAUCAACUGUCUGACACAGGCUUACAGACAAUUGAGGCAACAUCCUUUGUUAGUCCCAAAUGGGUGCCACAGAUGGGUGACAAUACUGAAGUGCUGCGUGGCAUACAAAAGAAAUCCGGUGUGAGUUAUCCAGUUCUUACGCCUAAUCUAAAAGGCUUCGAAAGCGCUCUAGCCGCCGGUGCCAAAGAAGUAGCGAUAUUCGGUGCGGCUUCAGAUUCUUUCUCCAUGAAGAAUUUAAAUUGUACCGUAGCUGAGAGCAUAAAGCGGUUUCACCCCGUGCUGGAAGCGGCGCAGAAGGCUGGUGUUAAAGUGCGUGGCUACGUUUCCACUGUGUUGGGUUGUCCCUAUGAAGGCGCAGUGAAGCCAAGUGCGGUUGCCAAGAUUGUAGCCGAUCUUUUUAGCAUGGGAUGUUACGAAAUUUCGUUAGGAGACACUAUUGGCGUGGGAACGCCAGGCACUAUGCGCCGCAUGCUAGAUGAGGUGGUAAAAGUAGUGCCACCAAAGGAACUUGCCGUGCACUGCCAUGACACCUAUGGGCAAGCGUUAGCCAAUAUACUUGUUGCCUUAGAAUACGACAUAACAGUGGUGGACUCAUCAGUGUCGGGGCUUGGCGGUUGUCCAUAUGCGCGCGGCGCCUCUGGCAAUGUUGCAACCGAGGAUGUAGUUUAUAUGCUACAUGGAAUGGGCAUCGAAACUGGAGUAAACCUUGAGAAACUAAUAAAGGUUGGACGCUACAUAUGUGAAGAGUUGGACCGUAAAACAGAAUCAAAAGUGAAUCGUGCUUGGAAAGGUGCGCAAUCCAAUAACGCAUACUAAAUAUUUACUAUACGUGCAAUAAUAACCAAUCGUAUAAAUACUCUAGCAUGAUACCGAAUCUGCGAUAGUGUUGCAUUUAUACAACUU